Messenger RNA from Didymodactylos carnosus, 3108 nucleotides. Lineage: Eukaryota; Metazoa; Rotifera; Eurotatoria; Philodinida; Philodinidae. The record is from the annotation of a GenBank genome assembly.
AUGGCCAAAAUGUGGAAUUCGUCUUAUCGUGAAUAUAUUCAUUACAUUUCUACAACGUCUGAAGAUGAACAGAAACGAUCGUUUACCUGUGCACAAAUAUUUCAACAAAUUCAAAUACAAAUUAAAAAUCCAAAUACUAGUCAAGCUAUUAUUGAUUUUCUUCCAAUAUUCUAUCGCCAUUGUGUAAUGUUAGUAGAACAAACUCCAUCAGAAAUAUUUUAUUCACUGCAGUAUUUUGAUAAAAUGUUAAUAACAAAUGCUAAUGAACAGGUUUAUUUAAAUGGAAUACAACGAAUAUUACAGAUCUUGGAUGAAAGACAUCUGUUUGAUCAAUUAUUAACGAUGGAUGAGAAAAGUGAAGAUGUAAUCAAUUGGAUGAAACAAUUAUUAGUAACAUAUCUGAAUUCAUCAAAUAAACAAUUGUAUUCAAAUUUAUGUGUUACAUGUUUACAUUUAAAUCCAUCAUUAAUCGAAACAAUGUUACCUGACAUAUUUGGUACAAUUUCUGAUGAUCCAGAUGCUUUAUCAAUAUUUCUUAUUGAUUAUAUUGAUUUAUAUUAUCGAAUGAGAACAUUAGCAAAAAUACCAAAAAAAUUGCAUUCAGCUUGUAAACUUGUCACAGAUUUAACAAUUCACGUACAAACAAAUAUUUUUGAACGGUAUCAAGAAUAUAUUCAUUCGUGUCAGCAUAGUGUGGUUAAUGAAAUAUGGCAAUCAUUAUUAGACCAAUUGAGUUCUGUUGAUGGUAAAACAAAUGCUAUUCGUUUAAUAUUGAUUCAAUUUCUUUCAUGUUUAUUUAAUUCUUAUCGAAUAUUUGAUUUACACAUACCCAAACAACAUUUAGAACAAUGUGAGAUGAAAUAUAAUCAAACUCUCAUAUUAUUACAAGACGAAAUUUUACAACAAAAGGAAAAAUAUCCAAAAUUUGGUCCAAUUGUUACUCAAACAAUUUUAAAGUGUUAUUUAUCAAUGGGUUGGUUUGCCCUAGCUUUAUCAUCAUUUUCAAAUUAUUUACAUUUUACCUGGUCGAUGUCAACGACAGAUGAUGAAACAGUGAAAGAUAAAGACACAGCUACACUUAAUCAUAAUGGAUAUCUAUUUACAAAACAGAAAUGGUUAGAAUUUCACCGACAAGUCAUCGACAACGAAAACGAAGACGACCUAAGAAACAUUCUGUUUCAACUGUGUUGUCAACGUUUAUAUCGUUUAUUAUCAUUUGACGAACAAAGUGACGUUCAUAUUGUUUUAACCCAAUUGAAAGAUUUUCUAGAGCAUCCAAACAUAUCGUCAAGUGUUCUCCAACAAGUUGAACCAUUCUUAUUUCGAUUAUCUCAUAAAACACAAAUGAAACUGAUUCGAACAUUUAUUGAUCAAAUUAUCGACAAUAAAUCAUUUCAAUUAUUAUUUUUAUUAAAUGAACAACGUUUACAAAUGUUGAUAAUUGCCAUUUGUGAAAAGUUUAUUCAACAACAACAAGAUACAGUGAGAGAAAAUGAUUUACAAACAUCAAAUAAAAAGAGAAAAUCAACUUAUACGGAUAGUAUGGAAUAUUAUUUUGAGAUAAAUGAUAAUGGCACCGCAUUAUAUGAUUAUUUAGUAACUAAAAUAAGUGAUCAAACCAUUUCAUUAACUGAUGCAAAUAUUGUCACCUUAUUAUCAUCAAUUCAUUAUACUUCAAUAAAAUCAUGCCAUUUAUUAGUUUCAAUUGGUUGGUUGAUAAUGAAGAAGACCAGUCAUCAGAAUGUUUUAUCAUUACAAAUUCUAAUUGAUAUAUGUAAUACAAUGAAUGGUGUUAACUUACCCGAACUAUUUUUAUCAAAUAUAUUAGAAUAUAUAUUAUCGGAAAAUGUAGCAUCAACUAUAGCCAAGAGUCAGUUACUCAACGUGUAUUCAUCUAACACACAAUAUCAUACUUAUAUCAUCAAACAAAUGCAUAACACGAUCAAGGAAAUAAAAAAAUUAGAUUAUUAUCAAAAGUUAAAAUAUCUAGAACAUUGUAUACCAUUACUGAAAUGUUUUAAACAAAUCUAUACAUUUGAAUAUACUGAAAUUGUAGAUGAAUUAUGUAAUCUAUAUGAACAAUUAAUAAAAUCUUAUGGACAACAAUCAUCAAAAAGUUCUAUUUAUUCAACAAUGAAUCCACAAUAUUCUCUUGCUCAUUGUCUCAUGUUAUUACCAGAAAUACGUAUGAAAAGUGAUCAAUUUAUUGAAUUUAUUCGUUUAUCAUGGAAAUCUUAUUCAGCUGAAUUAGAUUUUGUUGAUAAUGAAGAAAAUAAAGAAUUAUUACUUGUGUAUGGUCAACAAUGGUCACUGUUAAAUACAGAUGAUAUUGAAUUAUAUAUAAAAUAUUGUUCAAAAUAUCAAAAUGAUGAACGAUUUCAACAAAUAAUAUCAAUAAGAAUUAAUCAAUAUUUAAAUUUAGAUCAAUUUCAAGAAUUAUGUCAAACGGCAAUUCAACAUAUUUCUAUUCCAGUUGUUAGUGUCAUAGAAUUUGAACAAUCGUUAAUGUUUAUGCUAACAAUACUAGAAUGUCAAUUAGAUAAAGAGAAAGAUUUACAUUUUGGAAGUAGAAUCAAUGAGAUUUCUAGUCAAUGUGGUCCAUUAUUAAUUCGUACAAGUUUAUUAUAUUCUAAUAGGCUUAGUGAUAAUGAAUCUCUUCAAGAAUAUUUUCAAAUUAUUAAAUUUACUUUAACAUUUUGUUUUCAUUCAAAACUUCGUUCACAAACAGCUAUGAGUUUUCUUCAAUGUUGUUUACAUUUACCAUUGGAAUUAUUUAAACCUCACGAAUUUCUCAUCAUAGAAGAAUUAUGUUGUAAAAUCGUAUCACAACUGUUAAAACAUCAUUCAAAUACAUUAUGCAAAAAUGUACCAGCUAUUGAAUUGAUUCUUAAAUUGUUAUUGAAUGCAACCGUAAUACAGUCAAAAAAUGUCUUGAAACAAUAUCAGAAUAGUGCUAGUGAACUAGAUUUAAUUGUUGAUGCAGCGAGAAAUAUAAGCAAAUUAUCGACUCAUCUUGUUGUGCAAUGUAGAGAACAUUUUCGUUCAACAAUUAUUUAUGUUAUAUUAGAUUAUGUAUCGAUGUUAUCAAAAUUUCAUUUACAACAACCG